Molecule: messenger RNA, 837 nt
Organism: Penicillium olsonii
Lineage: Eukaryota; Fungi; Ascomycota; Eurotiomycetes; Eurotiales; Aspergillaceae
Source: the annotation of a GenBank genome assembly
AUGGCCCCUAUCACCAAGACUCUCGCCCUCGCUGGCGCUUUCUUCGCCAUGACCGGCUAUGCCGCUCCCGUCGCCAAGCGCGCCGUCGUGUGGGAGACCGUUACCGACGUUGUCUGGACCACUGUCGAUGUCACCACCACUGUAUACCCUAACCAGGCUCCCACCGCCACUGUCGUUCCUGUGGCCACCACCGCAGUCCCUACCGCUGCUGCCGCUGUUGUGACCUCCACCGAGACUCCCGCCGAAACCCCCACUGAGACUCCCAUUGAGACUCCCGUUGAGACCCCCGUUGAGACCCCGGCCGAGAAGAAGAAGGCCGCGCCAACAACCAGCACCAGCACCACCGAGGCCGCUCCGGCCCCCACCGCUGAGGUCGAAGCUUCCAUCGCUGUCCCAGCUCCCACUGCGGAGUCCUCCGCCCCGGCUCCCGCCCAAACCACCUCCACCUCCAGCGCUGCUGCUGCCAACACCCGCUCUGCCAACAUCCAGAGCACCGCCAGCACUGGAUACACUGGUGCUUGCUCCGAGGGCUCCCCAUGUGAUGGCAUGAUUACCUUCUACGACACUGCCACCACUUCCACCAACCCCAGCUCUUGCGGUACCACCAACGACGGCGCGUCCGAGAACGUCCUCGCCCUCCCCGUCGGCAUCAUGAAGGACGGUGACUGCGGCAAGACCGUGACAAUCACCUACAACGGCCAGACCGCCACCGGUACCGUCGUUGACAAGUGCAUGGGCUGCGAUGACAGCUCCAUUGAUCUGUCUCGUCACCUCUUCGGCCAGCUUGCUUCCAUGGACGCUGGUCGUGUCUCCGGUGCCAAGUGGUACAUUCACUAA